AUGGAACAAUUAAAUAUUGAUUUUGAAAGUUUUCAUGAAAGGUUACAAAAGCUGCAUUCAGAGUAUUCAAAUUUUGAAAACUCACCAAAUUCGUUAUUGUUCGUAUUAGGAUCAUCAAAUGCUGAAAAUCCUUAUCAAAAAACUACCAUCUUACAUAAUUGGUUGUUGAAUUAUGAAUUUCCAGCUACUUUAAUCGCGUUGUUCCCUAAGAAGAUCGUUAUGAUCACCAGUGCAGCAAAGGCUAAACAUUUGGAAAAAGCAAUAGAUCUUUUCAAAGAUUCAAGUGUUACCUUAGAAAUAUGGGAGAGAAUUAACAAGAAUAUAGAACACAAUAAGAAGUUAUUUGUUGAUUUGAUCGAUCUUGUGAAAGGAUCAGGUAAAGUUGUUGGUAUCCCUGAGAAGGAUUCAUACCAAGGGAAGUUCAUGACUGAAUGGAACCCAAUUUGGGAAGGCGCAGUCAAAGAAAAUGAACUCCAAGUAGUUGACAUCACUUUGGGAUUAUCCAAGAUUUGGGAAGUUAAAGAUAAAAAUGAACAAGCUUUAUUAGCAGUGGCAAGUAAAGGUUCAGACAAAUUUAUGGAUCUUUUAUCUGAUGAAAUGGUUCGUGCUGUAGAUGAGGAAUUGAAAAUUACAAACGCUAAAUUAUCUGAUAAAAUUGAAAACAAGAUCGAUGAUGCCAAAUUCUUGAAGAAGAUAGCUCCUGAUCUAGCAGAAUUAUGCCCCACAUAUCAUAAACUUAAUAUAGAUUUAUUAGAUUGGACAUAUUCCCCAAUCAUUCAAUCUGGUAAAAAAUUCGAUUUAAGAGUUUCUGCUAGAUCAAGUAAUGAUCAACUAUAUGGGAACGGCUGUAUACUUGCAUCAUGUGGUAUCCGUUAUCAUAACUAUUGUUCUAACGUUACAAGAACUUUUCUAAUUGAUCCGUCUGAAGAAAUGACAAAUAAUUAUGAUUUCAUGUUAACUUUACAAAAGGAAAUUGUGUCGAAUCAUUUGAAAAUUGGAAAAAAUCCAAAGGAAAUAUAUGAAUCUGUGCUAGAAUACGUUCAAAAAAAUAAACCUGAAUUGGCAGGCCACAUGACUAAAAAUCUUGGUUCAUUAAUCGGGCUGGAAUUUAGAGAUUCGAAUUUCGUCUUAAAUGUGAAAAAUGAUUAUCGUCCAUUACAAGCUGGUGAUUGUUUCAACAUUUCAUUUGGGUUCAAUAACUUGAAAGAUUCUAAAACUGGUAACAAUUACGCAUUACAAUUAGCCGAUACCAUUCAAUUGCCAUCUGCUGAUUCAGAAUCGCAGGCUCCAAUAUUUUUGACCAAUUGUACCAAGACAAGAUCUCAAAUUUCAUUCUAUUUUAACAACGAAGAUGAGACAUCUCAAGAUAGUAAAGACAAGAAAAAAGCCAAUGCCACUAAGAACGGUCCUUCUUCAUCAAUUAAGGCCGAUCUAAAUUCUAAGAUUUUGAGAACAAAAUUGCGUGGUGAAGCUCGUAGUGAAUCUGAUGAUGCUCAAAAGGAACAAAUUAGAAAGGAAAAUCAAAGAAAGUUACAUGAAAAGUUGGAAAAGGAAGGUCUAUUAAGAUUCAGUGCCGCCGAUGCCAAUGAUACGACUAAUGAACCACGUCAAUAUUUCAAGAAAUACGAAUCCUAUAUCCGUGAAGCUCAAAUCCCAAAUAACGUUCGUGAUUUAAGAAUCCAUGUAGACAGGAAAAGUCAAACAAUUAUCUUACCAAUUUAUGGUAGGCCUGUACCAUUCCAUAUUAAUUCUUACAAGAAUGGGUCGAAGAAUGAAGAAGGUGAAUAUACUUAUUUACGUUUGAAUUUCCAUUCACCAGGUACUGCAGGUGGCCCUUCCAAGAAGGUUACAGAAUUACCAUAUGAUGACUCAGAAGAUAAUCAAUUUAUUCGUUCGAUUACUUUGAGAUCCAAGGACGGUGACAGAAUUAGCGAAGCAUUUAAAGAAAUUGCUGAUUUGAAGAAGGAUGCCAUAAAGAGGGAACAAGAACGUAAAGUAUUAGCUGACGUCGUUCGUCAAGACAAAUUAAUUGAAAAUAAAUCUGGUAGAACUAAAAGACUAGAUCAAAUUUUUGUUAGACCAAGUCCCGAUACUAAGAGAGUUCCAAGUACAGUCUUCAUUCACGAAAAUGGUAUUAGGUAUCAAUCACCUUUAAGGACUGAUAGCAGAAUUGAUAUAUUAUUUUCAAACAUUAAAAAUUUAAUCUUCCAAUCUUGUAAAGGUGAAUUGAUUGUUAUUAUUCAUAUUCAUUUAAAGAAUCCAAUAUUGAUGGGUAAGAAAAAGAUCCAAGAUAUUCAAUUUUACCGUGAAGCAUCUGACAUGGCUGUUGAUGAAACAGGUACUGGUAGACGUGGUCAAAACAAAUUUAGAAGGUAUGGUGAUGAAGAUGAAUUAGAACAAGAACAAGAGGAAAGAAGAAAACGUGCGGCACUAGAUAAAGAAUUCAAAUAUUUCGCAGAUGCUAUUGCCGAGGCAUCCAACGGCCUAUUGACAGUUGAAAGUACGUUUAGAGAUUUAGGUUUCCAAGGUGUUCCAAACAGAUCUGCAGUUUAUUGUAUGCCAACAACUGAUUGUUUAGUCCAAUUGGUCGAACCACCUUUCCUAGUUGUUAACUUAGAAGAAAUAGAAAUUUGUGUCUUGGAAAGAGUGCAAUUCGGUUUGAAAAAUUUCGAUGUCGUCUUCAUAUAUAAAGACUUUAAUAAACCAGUUACACACAUUAAUACGGUCCCAAUAGAGUCUUUAGAUUUCUUAAAACAAUGGCUAACAGAUAUGGAUAUACCAUAUACAGUAUCCACUAUUAAUUUGAACUGGGGUACCAUUAUGAAAUCUUUACAAGAAGAUCCACAUCAAUUUUUCUUGGAUGGUGGUUGGACCUUCUUAGCAACCGGUUCAGACGACGAAGGUUCAGACGAAAGUGAAGAAGAAAUCAGUGAAUACGAAGCUUCAGAAGAAGAUCCAAGUGACGAAAGUGCCAUCUCUGAUGAAGAUGAUUAUUCUGACGCUGAAGAUGAUAUUAGUGACGAUGGUAGUGAAGAUUUUAGUGGCGGAGAAAGUGCAGAGGAAGGUGAAGAUUGGGAUGAAUUAGAGAAAAAGGCGGCUAAGGCUGAUAGAGUCAGUACAUUGAAGGAUUAA
Naumovozyma dairenensis CBS 421 is the source of this 3132-nucleotide messenger RNA. It is a transcript of the gene SPT16, whose product is annotated as chromatin-remodeling protein SPT16. NCBI's taxonomy places the organism in Eukaryota, Fungi, Ascomycota, Saccharomycetes, Saccharomycetales, Saccharomycetaceae. Gene Ontology annotation, cellular component: FACT complex. The transcript has a single exon. Gene Ontology annotation, biological process: positive regulation of transcription elongation by RNA polymerase II; transcription elongation by RNA polymerase II. Gene Ontology annotation, molecular function: nucleosome binding. The coding region runs from base 1 to 3132 and encodes 1043 amino acids. The record is from RefSeq and is a predicted model, not a curated record.